AUGGGAAAUGCUUGGGAUCGGAGAAAAUGCCUCGAGCUCGUCCAGAGCGUCCAAACCCUCGCAGCUGCCAAGGAUCUACACGCAGCCAUUGUGAAUUGCAGGGAUUUCUCUUCCAGCCGCGAUAUCUUCCUCUCCAACAAGCUCAUCGAAAUGUAUGGGCGGUGUGGGAGCGUCCUCCACGCACAACAAGCCUUCGAUCGAAUCGCCGCCAAGGAUAACUUCUCGUGGGUGUUGCUGCUACACGCGUACUCCCGCAAUGGCUACUUGAGAGAGGCCAAAUCCACCUUUGACGCGAUGCCCCAGCCCAACAUGGUGGCCUGGAACGCGAUGCUUGCGGCAUUUGCCAAGAACGGGCAAUUGCAGGGAGCGAGACAAAUCUUUGACACAAUGCCAGCGAGAAAUCUCGUCUCGUGGGUCACAAUGCUUGAUCUGUAUGCGCGAAACCACCUAGCUGGCGAUGCAACUUGGUUUUUUGAUAACAUGCCUGACAAAGAUCUUGUAUCAUGGAACGCUAUAUUGUCCGCAAAUGCCCGUUGUGGGUGUUUAGAGAAAUCUAAAUAUCUCUUUGAAACUAUGCCGCUAAGAAAUGUAAUUUCGUGGACGAACUUGCUAGUUGCUUAUGGCCAAAAAUAUUUAGUUUUAGAGUCUAGGAGAGUCUUUGAUUUAAUGCCUGAAAGAGACCAAGUUGCAUUAACAUCACUGCUCGCAGUGUAUGCCCAAGCUGGGCAUAUUGAAGAAACGCGGCUGGUUUUUGAUGGAAUCCAGCACCAAGACAUGGCGUCGUGUUCUACCAUGCUGGGGGCGUAUGCCCAAAACGGGCACCUUGACGAAGCCAAGAAGAUUUUUGAUAACAUGCCAGUUUGUGAUCUCGUCUCUUGGAACUGCCUUGCCAGUGCUUAUGUGUGGAAUGGGGAUUUGGAGUCGACGAAGCAAGUCUUUGAUGUUAUGCCGGAGAAGAAUGUGUUCUCCUGGACGAUCAUUCUCGCUGCUCAAGCACAGAGAGGCCAUCUUGGAGACGCUGCAAAAACUUUUAGAGGAAUGCCACAGCGAGAUUCCAUCUCAUGGAGUGCUAUGCUCGCUGCCUACACGCAAAAUGGAAAGCCAGAGAUUGCCGAGGAGAUUUUCCACGAGCUCAAGAUGGUUUACUCCCCGGAUCAUGUAUCUUUUGUCUCUGGAAUGAUAGCUUGUGCGCAUCAAGGCAAAGUUUACCAAGGACGAUGCCACUUUGUGUCCAUGGUCGAAGAUUUUGGCCUCCCUCCACUCAAGCAGCACUACUCGUGUGUGAUUGACUUGCUUGGAAAGGCGGGAUACUUGGAGUUUGCUCACGAGCUCAUGAGUUGUAUGCCUUUUGUGCCGGAAGCCGUGGACUGGCUCUCCUUCCUGGGCUCGUGUCGAAGUUACAAAGCUCUUGGCUAUGGCGCUUUUGUCGCAGGCAGUGCUCUUGACUCUGGAGCCGUGAAGGACUCGUCAGGUUAUGUCCUCCUUGCAAGUCUCUUCUCCAUGGAGAAGAAGUGUGUCGGCUUUCCGGCACAUAGAGAUGAGCUCUUGAGCGUCGCCCAAACUUCCACCCCGACCGAAAAGAUCGACCACGCAGCUAAAAAAGCCGAGAGCAUCAGGACAGCACUUGCUCCUCGGCUGGCAAUGGCGUUGAAAAUCCCCUUCGCGUACCUCGAUCGUCCAGAGAUCGAGCGCGGCGUGCAGCUGCGCAAUCGCGAUCAGGAGGAGUAUGGCCUCUACUUUGUCAUGUCUACUCAAAAUGAAGGAUUCAAUGACUUGUCCCAGGCGGUAUGCCUUGCCAAUGUUCCUCUCCGAUCUGAGCAAGGAUCGGCUGCCUUCGUUUGUGAAGGCAGUGAUGUGAAACUCAGGGAGGAAAUGAAAGAUGCUAUGCUAAAGUCGGGCGUCAAGGAUCCCGCUCUAGCACACUGGAUCCCUGCUAUGCAGCUGCAUUUGCUCUAUCAGCUCAUCAAGGUGCUAUCCAAGUAUUUCCGAUCCUGUCCAUGGAACGGCAUGGAAUGCAACAUGACUUUAAUGGUCCUUGACGAGUUGACAAGUGCUUUCGUUAAAUGGCAUGGGCGAGGUGGAGAGAUUCGUGCUCGUCGCGCUGUGCAUCCAUGA
Messenger RNA from Selaginella moellendorffii, 2115 nucleotides. RefSeq names its product pentatricopeptide repeat-containing protein At4g02750-like. Lineage: Eukaryota; Viridiplantae; Streptophyta; Lycopodiopsida; Selaginellales; Selaginellaceae. The record is from RefSeq and is a predicted model, not a curated record. The coding region runs from base 1 to 2115 and encodes 704 amino acids. The transcript is spliced from 7 exons. Gene Ontology annotation, molecular function: protein binding.